Molecule: messenger RNA, 252 nt
Organism: Anisakis simplex (herring worm)
Lineage: Eukaryota; Metazoa; Nematoda; Chromadorea; Rhabditida; Anisakidae
Source: the annotation of a GenBank genome assembly
UCGUUGUUGGACGAAAAUAAGGUAUAACCGUUGUUCCAGGAUUGGAGACCAUCAAUAACUGUGCGCGAAUUGCUCUUAGGCAUUCAAGAUUUAUUGGACAGUCCGAACAUUGAGGAUCCUGCCCAAGCGGACGCAUACCAGAUAUACUGUCAGAAUCGCGUUGAAUACGAGAAGAGGGUUCGACGUCAAGCACGUCAAUUUGCCGUAGAAGUUGUCAGUCCAGCAAUGAACGGUGGCGACGCACCACACUAG